UUCAUCGUCUGUUCUUCAUUCAUUCUCUUCAGAAUCCCAACUCGCCGUUUCUACUACAGUUCCUCCAUAGAACUCUGCAUCUAUUCCUUCCAUUGACUGCAUUUCUUCCUCUCAAAAUCAACUUGCAUCUUCCUCCAGUCAUCCGAUGCUCACAAGAUCAAAAACAAAUAUUUUCUGUCCUCUACGCCGAAAUGAUGGUACCAUUUCUUGGCCUUCUUGCAAACCGACCAUGUCUCUCACCACCUCCUCUGUUUCUACUUCUCCCCUCAUUCCUGAAGAACCCACUUCAUUUAUAGAGGUCUCUAAAUUUGUUGAGUGGCACACUGCUAUGGCAACUGAGAUCGAUGCCCUUCUCAGCAAUAAAACUUGGGAUCUUGUCCCGUUUUCUCCCUCAUAUAACCUUCUUGGCUCCAAAUGGGUUCUGAAAACUAAACGAAAAUCUGAUGGAUCACUUGAGUGUUGCAAGCUUCGAUCCAGCCUCGCCAUUGUUCCAGUGAUGCAUGGAUCACGGGGGAUAUUGAGACUAUUAUACCCUCUGCCUCACCGCAAUACCACUCACAACAAGCUUCUAGAAUAGAUGUGGAUAUUCAAGAAGAAUUAAUCUAUAAAUAGAAAUAAUGAUGUGGCACAAUUCUGUUAUGAUUUACUUUCUAUAUAUACUCUGCACUGUGCAAUGUAAAAGGCAAGAAAGGUAGUGGCUAGUCAUACGUACUCUGUUAUUCAAUUCAAUAGAAACUUUUCAUCAAACAUGUCUUGUGCUUUUUAGCUUCUUCAACAGACCCCAAGCCUUACGUUGCCAUGUC
Carya illinoinensis is the source of this 803-nucleotide messenger RNA. RefSeq lists its product as uncharacterized. The record is from RefSeq and is a predicted model, not a curated record. Bases 146 to 577 code for a protein of 143 amino acids. Lineage: Eukaryota; Viridiplantae; Streptophyta; Magnoliopsida; Fagales; Juglandaceae. The transcript is spliced from 2 exons.